This is a messenger RNA of Ilex paraguariensis (yerba mate), 708 nucleotides long. The record is from the annotation of a GenBank genome assembly. NCBI's taxonomy places the organism in Eukaryota, Viridiplantae, Streptophyta, Magnoliopsida, Aquifoliales, Aquifoliaceae.
AUGACUGAAAUUCUCCUACUGGCAGCCGUCUCUGUGCAGUCAGCUCCAUCUGGAUAUCAAGGCCAUUUCGAACUAGGAUUUGGUCAACCCGGGAUUCAUGGAAAGUAUCCGUAUGGGGAACAGUAUUAUGGUUUAUUCUCGGCAUAUGGACCUCAAAUUACGGGACGCAUCAUGCUGCCACUGAACUUGACCAAUGAUGAUGAACCGAUAUUUGUAAACGCUAAGCAAUAUCAUGGAAUAAUCAGGCGCCGUCAGUCCCGUGCAAAGGCAGCAUCAAAGAAUGAAGUGCUCAAAGCUCGUAAACCAUUUAUGCACCUGUCACGUCAUCUUCACGCUAUGCGCCGACCAAGGGGCUGUGGCGGACGCUUCCUGAACACAAAGAAGAUGAAUGGUGGUAAGGGUGGAGCUGAAACAAAGAAGAUUGGUGAAGGACAAAUUUCUCAGCCCACUGAAUCUCAAUAUUCAGAAGUUCUGCAAUCUGACAGUGGAAAUUCAAACUCACCAAAGGAAGCAAAUGUCAGAGGACCCUAUCUUUCCGGAUCAGAGGUGACUAGUAUGUACUCCAGGGGAGAUUUCAAUCCCUUUUCAAUCAGUCAUCUUAGGCCAUCUGUCCACUCUCUCUCUCGUAUGAUGGAUGCUGGGCAUGGUAUUGUCAUGCCCAGUAAGUGGGUUGCGGCAGCAGAUAGCUGCUGCAAUCUAAAAAUUUGA